GUCUGAUCUAGUUGUGCUUAGACAAAUCUUUGCCCAUACUGGACAUCGUGAACUACUGAUGACUCUACACACUGGAUGAACUUUAAAGCAGAAGACCCUCAUUCUAAGGAGCAAGCAAUGUUGAGUCAUAUGCUACUAAAGGACAUCCUCAACUGGAGUCUCCUGCUUUUGCUUCUGUUUCUUCAUUUUUGCCUGGGCGAAGAAGAAAUCAUGGAGGUGAGCAGAAGAGAUAAUAAUCCAGUGGCCAAAGUUUUGGAGAGCCACCACCAGACUGGUCAUAAAGGUUCCAGCAGCAGGGAAAACUUGAGACAGCGGAGCCAACUGUAUAAGUGGACGGUUGAGGCAGUUGAUGGUACUAGUCCUUCUACUGACCAAAAUGCCUUGAAACCAGAAGUAGAUGAUGUAGCACAGACUACUUCAGACAGAGUCCAGACAAUACAGAGUGGACCUCAAAGCCCACCAGAAUGUGGUUGCCGGGGAGAUUUUGGAUUUCGAGGUUAUCAAGGCCCACCUGGACUUCCAGGACCUGCUGGAAUCCCAGGAAACCAUGGGAACAAUGGAAAUAAUGGAUUACCUGGCACAGAAGGAUCGAAAGGUGACAAAGGAGACAAGGGGGACUUGGGACUCAGAGGUGAGCGAGGCCAUCAAGGACAUAAAGGAGAAAAAGGUUAUCCUGGCAUCCCGCCAGAGCUGCAGGUUGCAUUUAUGGCUUCAAUGGCAACCCACUUUAGUAAUCAGAACAGCGGAAUAAUCUUCAGUAGCGUGGAAACCAACAUUGGCAAUUUCUUUGAUGUAAUGACUGGACGAUUUGGCGCUCCAGUGAAUGGGGUUUAUUUCUUCAUCUUUAAUAUGAUGAAGCAUGAAGAUGUCGAAGACGUCUCUGUGUACUUGAUGCAUAAUGGCAACACAGUAUUCAGUUUAUACAGCUACGAAUCCAAGGGAAAAUCUGACUCGUCAAGCAAUAGCGCAGUGCUUAAACUUGCCAAAGGAGACGAAGUGUGGUUGCGGAUGGGCAACGGGGCACUGCAUGGAGAUCAUCAACGCUUUUCCACUUUUGCUGGGUUCCUUCUUUUCGAAACCAAAUAGGUUUACUCACUGGAAAUGAAGUACAAUAUUGCUAUUCGGUUUCCCUGCUCUUUGGAUUAGCAUGGGAACAUAGUAAAAUCCCAGGGUCUGUCUUGACACCAAUAUGCUGUGAACUAUGAAACAUGGUAAGAAGAGGUUAGGCCUGAAUUUAUAUAUGCCCUUUUAUGACAUUUUGCCUCCCACUGCACAUUCUUACCUUCUUGCUAAUGGAUACUGAAUAGUUACCAAAUGCCUAGUCCUAGUAAUUUAAUAGAGUGAUGAUUAUAGCCUCUUCUUUUUCCAUUUUCAACCAGCAAUUUUUAUAUGAUCUUGUGCUCUAAUGGAUAUUGCAUGUACAAACAUUCAGAUGGGAUAUCAUUGUAUCAACAAGUCAUAUGUGUUUGGAAGCUUCUGUAUUUUUAAAUGCAAAAAUAUAAAUUCAGGUAGUCUUUGACUUACAACCAUUCUUUUAGCGGCCGUUUGAAGUUACAACGGCAAUGAAAAAAAUGACAUAUAACCAGUCCUUGCACUUACAAGCGUGGCAUCACCCUCACAAUUACAUGAUCAAAAUUUGGGCACUAGGCAACCGUAUAUAUUUAUGACAAUUUGAGUGUCCUGGGGUCACAUAACCACCAUUUGCAACCUUCCCAGUCAGCUUCUGACAAGCAAAGUCAAUGAGUAGAAGCUGGAUUUGCUUAACAACCACAUGAUUUAACAACCAUUGCAAAACAAGUAAUAAAUUUGGGCACGACUCAUUUAACAACCACCUUGCUCAGCAACAGAAAUUCUGAUCCCAAUUAUGGUUGUAAGUUGAGGAUUACCUGUACAUACCCGUCUCCAUUCUGCAAUCAUAUUAUAACACGGGGAUAUACUUACACUAUAUAUGCAUAAAUAUAUCAAAAAACAGGGAAAUAACAUUUAGAAGGAGACCAGCUGCAUUUUUUCAGACAGCUUUAUGAAAAAAAGCAAACGCUUUCCAGAUGAAUCCAGUGAAUCUUGACUAUUG
Messenger RNA from Crotalus tigris (Tiger rattlesnake), 2071 nucleotides. It is a transcript of the gene C1QTNF3, whose product is annotated as C1q and TNF related 3. The record is from RefSeq and is a predicted model, not a curated record. Gene Ontology annotation, molecular function: protein binding. Bases 76 to 1086 code for a protein of 336 amino acids. The transcript is spliced from 7 exons. Lineage: Eukaryota; Metazoa; Chordata; Lepidosauria; Squamata; Viperidae.